This is a messenger RNA of Medioppia subpectinata, 879 nucleotides long. The record is from the annotation of a GenBank genome assembly. NCBI's taxonomy places the organism in Eukaryota, Metazoa, Arthropoda, Arachnida, Sarcoptiformes, Oppiidae.
AUGUCGGGCUUCGAUGACAACCCGUUUGGCGAUCCCUUCGCGGAUCCGUCCAUCACUUCGGCAACCAAUAGACCCGCAGUUAACGGCGAUUCAGGUCUUGAGGAUUACAAUCCAUUCGCUAACCAAACGACUAAACCAACAAAUUCAAUCAGAGGCGCGACAAACCCUCCGAUCACGAGUCAGGAGCCGGCGGUCAUCAACACGUCUACAUUGGGUGCGCAAAACAAGUCUUAUGUCUCGCCUCCCGCUUACACGCCUUCGGCCGCAACCACUAUAACUGUGGACGAAAUUCAACGACAAAAAGAAGAAUUGGAUCGAAAAGAGGCGGAACUCGCGGCCAGAGAGGAGAGACUCCGUAUGGAAGGCAUAGGCAUGAGAAAGGAGAACAAUUGGCCGCCACUUCCGGCCUUCUGUCCAUUGACGCCAUGUUUUUAUCAGGACAUUAAUGUCGAGAUUCCCGUUGAGUUCCAGAGAAUGGUUCGACACGUUUACUACCUCUGGAUGUUUUACGUCGGCGUUCUGUUUGUCAACCUAUUGGGAGGAUUGGCGGCUAUGAUUGAAGACAUCGAAGGCGGCGGAGGAAUAUUUGCCUUCUCUUUGGUUUGUCUUAUAAUAUUUACGCCGCUUUCGUUUGUCUGUUGGUUUAGACCCCUCUAUAAGGCUUUCAGAAACGACAGUUCAUUCAAUUUUAUGGUUUUCUUCUUUGUAUUCUUCUGUCAAUUGGUUUUUGCUAUCAUUUGUGCGAUCGGUAUUCCAGGCAUGGGUUCAGUUGGCUUAAUUGUAGCGAUUAAGUGGACUUCUGGUAAUCAUAUCUUCUUCAGUAUAUUCAUAUUCUUGUGUGCAAUAGUGACGGCCAGCUAUGCUUUGGCCUCAUUCUUG